AUGGUGCGCGUGCCCGGAUCUCUUGGCGACGCGGGAUUUCACCGUGAGUCCCAAGAUGAUGCGCAUGUGAGCAACGAAUCAGGAAAUGAAGCGCCGACGGAGCUAGGAUCACCGGCGGCGUCGCUGAAGAAUGGAUCCUCGAACCAACAAAGUGCCAGGAGGAUCUCUACCGGCGGAUCGGAGGCGGAUCGGGAUGACCCUGAUCUCGAGGAGAAGCCUCUACCCCCUCCACAGGUCCUCCCGAGGACCCCCGCGGGUCGCGCUGCGAAGCACGACCCGCCGGACGAGCACCCAGCAGCGAAAGCUGUUGGAUCCUCGGCCAAAAACCCCGCGCAGACCAAGGGAGCCAUGUCUAAGAAGAAGACACGAGCAGCGCGAAAGAAACUAAGAGCUCCGGAUGCGGAGCCGGAAGAUCGUAGCAUGACCAAGGCGACAUGGACGCAAUCCAAGCUGGAAGUGGCCUACCGGCGGAUCGUGCUGCAAGACUUCCUACGCGACCACCCCGUGAUGCAGAUCUUGCAGCUACAGGUACCGGAAGGACUCACUGGACCGAUACAGGCCCCGUCCCUAACGAUGAACAAGCUGGAGGCUGCCACAGGCCUGCUGCGCCUGGCGCAGGAGGCGGGUCUCGCCGUCGGUGUCUUUGAGGCGAAAGACCUCUUCGGUUUAGAGCUGGAUACCAUCCGACUCGCGGCGGCCGCGCUGUUCAACAAGCUGAAACCGAUCGUAGGCGAGAAGGAGGCAUUAGAACCGAUCCAGCCUAAUUACGCGAAGGGGGCCAACCACCAACGCCAGAGUACCAUACGGGAUCUUCCACCUACGAGUCGGCCACGUCGGAAGUAG
This is a messenger RNA of Phytophthora sojae, 843 nucleotides long. RefSeq lists its product as hypothetical. Lineage: Eukaryota; Oomycota; Peronosporomycetes; Peronosporales; Peronosporaceae. The record is from RefSeq and is a predicted model, not a curated record. The coding region runs from base 1 to 843 and encodes 280 amino acids. The transcript has a single exon.